GGUGACGUGGGCUCAAACACACGUCAUCAAACUGCGUGGCUCACGUUAAUCCUGCGCUCGAGGUAAAGGCACUUCUCAGAGCAAAUUUCGCGCGACGGAACAAAAUGCUUUUAUGAUCGAUACCCAUCGUAUUGUUUGUUUUGUUUACCGAGACUCGCGUGUAAUUAGUUUAUGAGUCUUAUAUUCACAAUCCUCCCUGACGACGUCACCUUUGCUAAUCUAUGAUCAAGAGUUUCCCCCGCGAGCAGUUUCACGAUUUACUAGUAGUUGAGCAACAUUUCAGUUUCCUUUCAUCAAUUCUAUUGAUUGAUUUCCUUCUUGUACAUCUCGGUUUUAAAAAAAAAUAAUAAUAAUAAUAAUAAAAAAAGCCCAUCUGCUGAAUGCAAUGAUUUAUCAUUGGGAAGACAUGGCCAUGCAGGGGUCUCUUUGAAUGUGCGGAUUUUAUGGCUGCACACUGAGGCCUUUCAAUGUGCGAGGGGCCUUCAUCAAUAUGUGGACCCAUCCCACCAGACCCGUCGCUGUUUCCCCAGUACUACAAAAGACCUACUUCAGCUCUGGGACGCUUAGAGGGAAACAAACAGGGUACGUCGACGCUGCUGUCGGGGCCCCUCGCUCCGGAUCCUGUACUGCACCCUGACUGCUACAGCGCUCGCGCCUCAGCGCGACGUCCACGCAUCAGUGCCAACGCUUCCCACAUUCUGGAGCGAGGCCAGAGAGGCGUCAUGAGGGAGCUUCUGAAAGUGGAUUAUUUUCCUGACACAGAGAUAACCAAACCCAAGCGAGAGUUCGACUUUCGUAAAGACAAUAUCCGGCGGCUUCGGGAAAUCCAGAGACGCUGCAAAGAAGUGGAAGCUGAGAGGGCUCGUUCUGCUCCAGUCAAAGCUUUGUGGACUUCAACUAAAUACCACAAUGUCCAAUCCAAAUUCAUGGAAGACAUACAGGUUAGCAGUGCAGCCGUGAAACCACAGUGUCAAACCUUUCUAAAGGGUCACUCUAAAAAUAAAGCACCACCAAGACCACACUCAACACCCGCCGCUGUGACCUCGCGUCACUCUUGCACGCCGGUACAGGACAAGAAUUUGCAAGUAAAAGGCCAGAGCAUAGACUUCAUCAAGUAUAACGCACGGGCUGCGGGAAAGACUAUGCAGAGGUCCCAGUCGCUGACAAACCUGCGAGAUAAACCAGUGCCCAGCGCUGUCAUAGGCCAGGUGCCUCACUACCUAGAGGAGAGGAAGAAACAGUGGCGUAAAGAAGAAGAGGAGGAGAGGAGGAAGAAACUUAAUCCAUCCGUUCCAGCUGGACACACCUUAAUGUCUGACAGUGACAGGCAGGAAACUCUAAAGACCCUCAAAGAGAGCCAUCGCUCCCUGGUGACAGAGCUGCUGUUGCUUCCUCUCAAAGCCGACAAUCUGAGUGUUCGCUCGCGCCGCGCUCAUCUUGAUAGAAGACUUUCUGAGAUCGAGGAAGCCAUCAAAAUAUUUUCCAGGGAUAAAGUUUAUGUCAAAAUAAAUUCCUAACCAGUAAAGAAGCCAAAGAGGGACAUCCACCUGCUGAAAUGUUUAAAACGUUGAUUUUGACUUUUCUGUUAAAUUAUGCAACAUUACACUGUACCAUGUGACCUAGAGUAUAAUAUUAGUGUUUGAAAAGUAUUGUGUUUUAUACUAGAAACAUGGGAAAUUACACCAACCACAGAAUGAGUAAGCAUUACUACUGGAUCGUAUGAUUUGGGGGGCAGCAAAAUGCUCUCAAAAAUUUUAAAUGACCUUGUACAAAUACAUUUGUAUAUAUUGCUAUAUUUGUUGUUUUAAAGCAUUGAUGUGAUAAGCAAAUCAAAAGAUGACGACAUAGUCUACUUCAAAGCACAAUAUGAAUAUUUCAACCAAUUUUGAUAAAUAUUGUAUAGCCAUUUAGAUAAAGCUGAAUAAAAAUAAUUCAACUUGCAACAACACUGUUGCUAUGAACUUCUUCCAAACAUGCUUUUAUAAGUAAUAUUACGUAUUUUUUAUGAACAUUGUUUCUUUUCAUGGAUUAAAAGCUUGUUUAUAGUUUUGAUUACUGUAGUAUGGUGUGUGAAAGAACUACUAUAUCUCGUGAUCAAAAGUGGAAAUGACAAGUUAAAGUGCUUUAGAAAUAAAGUUGAAUACAUUAUUUAUUUCCCCGUU
Messenger RNA from Phyllopteryx taeniolatus (common seadragon), 2162 nucleotides. RefSeq names its product enkurin domain containing 1 (gene enkd1). The record is from RefSeq and is a predicted model, not a curated record. NCBI's taxonomy places the organism in Eukaryota, Metazoa, Chordata, Actinopteri, Syngnathiformes, Syngnathidae. The transcript has 7 exons. Gene Ontology annotation, cellular component: cytoplasmic microtubule. The coding region runs from base 468 to 1517 and encodes 349 amino acids.